AUGGUCUUAAGCCCGGUAACAGAGAAGUUCGCUACAGAAUGGGAGAUCAGCAGCCUGCUCACGCGGGAAAGGUACUACAGGGACACGAACCAAUGGCAGAAGCUCCGCGAGUGCUUCCACCCAGACGCUUCCAGGACGAGUAUCAAGAUCACCUGGUUUAACGGCAACAUCGGCGGUUUUGUGACUGGGUCCAAAAAGAUGGCCGAGCAGGGCUCGCGCAGCAAUCAUGCCAUCUGCCCGGUCGAAAUCCAUGUCAUUGGCGACAAGGCCGUCUCAGAAUCUACGGGAUCUAUUAUGGCGCGUUUUCGCCACAAUGAUAUCGACUACGACUGCACUUCCUACGCCCGCUUUGUGUCACGCCUUGAACGAGUUGAUGGUGAAUGGAGGAUGCUUACCUUGGAGGCCAUUUACGAGAGAGAUUCCAUUCAACCCGCCUUUCCUGGCACUUCUGCCGCGUCGUUUCACAUUCGUGGCGGCAGAGAGAGCUAUAAGUGUCUAGGAUGGCUCUUGUUGCAGAAGGGCUUUAGUGUUGACCAAGAUCUGCCUGGAACAGACAUUCCUGAGUCGGUCGAGGGGUUCAUGAAGGAUCAUAGACAUUGGCUGCAACAGUGA
This is a messenger RNA of Purpureocillium lilacinum, 612 nucleotides long. RefSeq lists its product as uncharacterized. Lineage: Eukaryota; Fungi; Ascomycota; Sordariomycetes; Hypocreales; Ophiocordycipitaceae. The record is from RefSeq and is a predicted model, not a curated record.